AUGGGAAAUUUAGCUUGCUUGGGUGUGUCCCGGCAACCGUUGGCUAGAGAGAUAAAGACAUUGGAGACCGGGUUCAUGCAAUUGGGCAUCUCAGAGAAAGGUGGGGUGUUAGCUAGCAUUAAAGUUAGGCCCAUUUUCAUUGAGGACAUUAAUGCCAAGCAGUUUAAGGAUGAGAGUUUGAAUGAGCUCAGAAACAAAACAGAGGCAGAAAAUGUUGCUCUUGAUGCAGGUGGUGUGCUCAGUUUUAGGGGGAGGAUUUGCAUUCCCCGAGUGGAUGACUUGAUUCAAAAAGCGUUGAUAGGACCUCAUAGUUUGCGGAACUUUAUUCAUCCAGGUGUGACCAAGAUGUAUCGCGACUUUAUUGGUGGCUUGGUAAAGUAUGAGCCUCAAAGGCCUGCCGGUUUGCUACAGAAAAUGCCAAUCCCUGAAUGGAAGUGGGAAAUGAUAGAUAUGGACUUUGUGGUUGGACUUUCCAAGACCAUGGGAAAGUUUGACUUCAUUUGGGUUGUGGUUGACAGACUGACUAAGUCAUCCCACUUCAUUCUAGUCAGAGUAGACUAUAAUGUCCAGCAGUUGGCAAGGAUUUAUGUUAAGGAGAUAGUAAGGUUGCAUGGGGUGCCCCUUUUUAUCAUCUGA
This is a messenger RNA of Solanum stenotomum, 636 nucleotides long. RefSeq lists its product as uncharacterized. NCBI's taxonomy places the organism in Eukaryota, Viridiplantae, Streptophyta, Magnoliopsida, Solanales, Solanaceae. The transcript has 2 exons. Gene Ontology annotation, molecular function: nucleic acid binding. The record is from RefSeq and is a predicted model, not a curated record. Bases 1 to 636 code for a protein of 211 amino acids.